AUGAAGUCAGACGAGCUGACUUUCAACCUGAACAUCACUAGAAUACCUACAACACUCGUCGAUGGGAAACGACCGACUAAACAAGAAGUCUUACGCAUCGUGAUGCCACUCUUCGAUCCGCUGGUUCGCUUCGCCUGUCACUAUCCGGGCAAAAUAGCUGCUACAAGAAGUCUGGCCGAGGCACUGCAUAGACGACUAGAAGAUCUGGCCGAGCAGUGGGAGUCGAGGAUGAAACAUCUGAAAAGUCUCCACGAUGUAACCAUACCACGACGCUACCUGAAUUACAGCGACGCCUCCACGCUCGAGCUCCAUGUGUUUAGCGACGCCAGCGAGGAGGGCAGUGACCUCCGACGACGAAAUCGGCUUAUCUCUUAUCAUGGCCAAAGCGAGAGUGGCGCCACUAAAGCUCACGAGUAUACUAAGACUGGAACUACAAGCCGCCGUCAUAUUAGCGCCGUGCCGAAGUGCCGGGAGGCGCCACCAUCGCCAUCCAGUGCUCUGCUGGAGCACCGAUGGUCGCGGAGGCGAACGCCCCAUCAAGAAAUCAACAUGCCGAAGCCGGGAGUUCGCGACUCGCCCCCCGCGGGCCCCUCUACACCUGCCGCCGCCACCCCGGCGCACCCGACGCUGUGCUACAAGCGGACGGUGACGCCGCAGCGGCUGUGGUUCGCUUCAAAUUUCUCCCCCCCACCGCCGCGGACCUCUGCGCAGGACUCACCGGCGGCCAUGCCGGGAAGUUUCUCGCGCAGUGGGUCGGAGAUGUCGGUGGCAUCGGGGGAGUACUCCUCACUAAGGGACCAGUCGCCGCCCUACCUGGAGGACGCCUCGGACCAGGAGGAAGAAGAAGGCGUCGAGCCGAGGACCCAGCCCGAGAGGGCACAGCGCCGCCAGCGCAGCCCGGACGACGACGACGAUGCCGCCGCGGAGGGUGAGUACCCCAAGCGUUAUUGUGUGCAGGCCCCGCAGCCAUCCUUCGCGGAGAUGGCACGCCGCACCACGCCCCCGAGGGACACCGCCGCCGCCACCGCCACUGCCAACGACACCACUACCACUGCCACAGCAGCAGCCCCCCCAAAAAAGAAGCCUCGCUACCCGCCGCUGGUAGUCGAGAAGAUGCCUGACUGGGCCGCCCAUUUCCGGGUGCUCAGGGACAGGCUGGGCUUCCCUCCCCACGCGCGCCCCUACCAAGCCGGGGUGCGCUUCAGCCCGGAGUCGGAGGACGAAUACAGGGUGGUCCAGCGGUACCUGAACACCCUAGAAGGAGAGUGCGGCCUAUCCUGGUUCGCCUACUCGCUGCCAGCGGAGCGCAACCUGAAGGUGGCCAUAAGGGGGCUGCCUGCCGACACGGACCCUGCCGACAUCGAGGAGGAGCUGCGCGAGUUGGGAUACCAGCCGGAGUACGUCCGCCACAUCAAGGCGCGACGCGGAAGACCCGGCUGCGUAUUCCACGCGAUCCUAAAGAAGACGCCCAACAUUAGGGCCAUCUAUGACACCGCCGUGUUGCUCAACAUGCGCGGUGUCAAGAUAGAGGCGUGGCGUGGAAAACGCGGACCGGCCCAGUGCCACCGAUGCCAGCAGUUCCGGCACAGCUCGCACAACUGCCACCGCCCGCUCGCCUGCGUACGUUGCGGCGAGGGCCAUCACGCACGCGACUGCCCCCGGCCCCGGGAGGAGCCCGCAACGUGCGCCAACUGUGGCGGGGAGCACCCAGCGUGCAGCAUCAGAUGCCCCGUAUACAAGGAGGAAGCCAAGGUGAGGCGGGCGGGUACCGUCGCCAUCACCGCCCCUCUACGCCGGCCGGACGCACCGCGACACACGGACGCGGAGCGGCCGCUAGAGGCGGACGCCACCACCACCUUGAUGGCGGCGGCGAACAGCCGAAUUGGGCCGCGACGCAGGAGGCGCGGCGGCAGGAGAGGAAAGAAGCCUCAAGGAACCGCCGCGCCCCCGCCUCAGUCCCGGACACAGACGCAGCCACCAGAAGCCGUCCCAGAGCAGGAGAUGGCACCACGCAGACGCCGGGCAACGCGGCGCGCUGAGGCAGUGGAGGCACAGGAGCUGCCCCCGGCGCCGCUCGAGCCCGCAUGCCCACAACCGCUGCAGCAGCGCGACGCCGCGCGCCCCCGCCGGCGGCCGCCGCCACCGCCGGCCGACACCAGCGACUCCAGCGGCCAAAGCCGGACCGGCCCGGGCGAUACAUUUCCUUCUCGGCGUGAUCAGGGCACUCCGGGAAGGAGCUAG
Helicoverpa zea (corn earworm) is the source of this 2241-nucleotide messenger RNA. RefSeq lists its product as uncharacterized. The record is from RefSeq and is a predicted model, not a curated record. NCBI's taxonomy places the organism in Eukaryota, Metazoa, Arthropoda, Insecta, Lepidoptera, Noctuidae. The coding region runs from base 1 to 2241 and encodes 746 amino acids. The transcript is spliced from 2 exons.